This is a messenger RNA of Mycotypha africana, 1354 nucleotides long. RefSeq lists its product as uncharacterized. The coding region runs from base 405 to 1220 and encodes 271 amino acids. The transcript has a single exon. NCBI's taxonomy places the organism in Eukaryota, Fungi, Mucoromycota, Mucoromycetes, Mucorales, Mycotyphaceae. The record is from RefSeq and is a predicted model, not a curated record.
AAAAAGGAAAACGCUUCCAAAUUAGAAAAAAAAAAGAUGAAAAAAAAAGAAAAAAAUCUGGCUUUUUACCAUUCUAUUAUUGCUGAUUCACUCAACAACAUCAACAUGAUGACAGACCACAAAAAAGAGGAGAAUCAGUGCCAAGCAAAAAGAGGACGAAAGGCUAAAAUGGCGGCAGAGUCAAAGAUAUCGAUGUAUAACCAACAGAAAAACAAAGACUUGCGUGCACGACGAAAGAAAAAGUUAGUGGUGUAUAUACCACUCUAUAUUCACGACGAGCGAUUGCUCGCCAGUAAUGAAGAAGAAAGCGUACAAAAAGUAAACGAUGAAUACAAAGAAGGAGAGAAACGAUCCACAGUAAGCGACGCUGAAGAAGAAGAAGAAGGUAAGACACAAGGCCCAUUAUGGAAACAAAACAGCCAGUGAGUCCAAUUCAGAACGACCUACUUAAUAAGCAGUGCUUUGUUCGGAUAGCCACUGAACAUGCAGCAUCAUUACGGAUGCUGGACGAUCCACGCAUCGUGUCGGAAUCGGAUACAAGUUUUUAUGAAGCAUCGGAUACAGACGGUGACGAUGAUCCCGAAGAAUUCAUACAGAAUAAAAAGUUGAAAAGAGACAAAGCGAUAAAGAAAAAAGAAGCCGAAUGCAUUUUUCAGUGUAUGGAUUGCGCCUUGUCGUUUGCAAGUAAAGGCAGCUAUUUCUUUCAUCUACGACACACGCAUAACCAGCAUAAAAUUCCAUUUCGAUCACGUGGAUUAGAUACAAAGAACAAAGACUUUAUACCCGACUUUGAGCAAGACACGAUUGAAGACAUCACUAUACAUCAUGUAGAAACGCAGGUUCAAGAUCAACCCAAGAUCACUGCAGCGACGACACAAAAAAAAGUACUUGUAGAUAGCCAUGUGAACGCGCCGUCUAGUGAAGAAAGUCUGGAUGAAGAGGAUGUAUCUAUAAAAGAGCCCAUGAUUCCAAUCACCCUACCCGCUACCAGACUGCCUUUUUAUUGUCAGUUAUGCAACAGGUUGGAACUGAAUGAGAUAAGAUAUCAACUCCAUAUGCAGUUAUACCAUGCUAAAUCGACAACAUCCAUAAGAAGUGAUAAAAAGGAAAAUGCAGGUGAAGCGUACCAAUGCCCUAUCUGCGACAUAGUCAAGCCCAAUCGACGAUCUUAUUUAAAGCAUUUGAGCAUCAUUCAUAAACAAGUACCGUCGCCCAAAUAAAAAUGACAAUGUAGGGGGAUAUCCUCCUUGAUUGUGUUUGACGACUACGCUUAGUCUAUGAAAGAAUAUAUAUAAAAAAAAAAAAAAAGAUGAAUGCAUCAUUUAAAGGAAAAUGAGGCUGGAUAAUGCGAAAA